Molecule: messenger RNA, 441 nt
Organism: Paramecium sonneborni
Lineage: Eukaryota; Ciliophora; Oligohymenophorea; Peniculida; Parameciidae
Source: the annotation of a GenBank genome assembly
AUGAAAAAUAAUUAAUUAUUUUAGCAUAAUAAAUACUUUUAAAAACAUAUGAAUUAAAAUAAGUUUAGAUUUAUUUUAAAGAUAUGUAAGAUUAAGAUAGUCUUUUUAAAUUUAUUGAAUAGUGAAGAAAAAAAAUACCAAAAACAUGUGGAAUUAUUGGAUAUGUUUAUAAAACAGGAUAAUUUUAUGUGUCUGGUUCUUGUUAUAGAGAUAGUUAUUUAAAUAAAUUAGCUGAUAUUGAAACAAACCUUCCAACAAUAAUUAUACCUAUAAAAAAUGAAGAUAAAUUUAUGGGUGCUAUUCAAUACAUUGAUACAACAGGCAUUGAUAAUAUUGUUGGAAAACAAUUAAAAACUAUUCAUUAUCAAACUUAGAUUUGAUACAAACUUUUGCUUUAAUGCUUUAUUUUGUAUAUAGUAAAUUGAUUAUAUAAAAUAUUGA